This is a messenger RNA of Acanthoscelides obtectus, 549 nucleotides long. The record is from the annotation of a GenBank genome assembly. Lineage: Eukaryota; Metazoa; Arthropoda; Insecta; Coleoptera; Chrysomelidae.
AUGGACAUUAUAACUCGUUGGAACAGCACGUUAGAUAUGUCAGAAAGAGUUGCAAAUCUACAAGAGCCUAUAGAAGCUGCAAUAGGUUUGUUGCAUAAUAAAGUUGAAAACCUUUCAGAAAACGAAUGGCAGAUUCUUCCAGAAGUUGUAAAAAUAUUAAAACCAUUCAAACAACUUACUGAGGAAUUUUCGUCUGAAAACGAAGUGACUAUUUCAAAAAAAUUGGCAGGAAAUUCCAGCGUUUUACGAAUACUCAAUAACUUGAAUAACACUCUGACUUGUGAUUUGUCCAAACAAUUAGUCUCUAAACUGAAAGCCGAAUUUAAUAUCAGGUUCAAAAAUAGCUCGCGAUACCAAGUUCUAUCAAAAGCUGCGAUUUUGGACCCUAGGUUUACGACACAAGCUUUUGCUGACGAUUCAUGUUAUGAGUAUGCAAAAAAUUAUGUGAAAGAAGAAUUGGAAAGGAUGGCAAAACCAUCGUUUGUGAAUGAAUCCGAAAGCGAAGAUAUAGAUUCUCCUAUGUUUGACGAGCAACAAGACUCUAUUUAG